Messenger RNA from Rhododendron vialii, 2259 nucleotides. Its product is annotated as cyclin-A2-3-like. The record is from RefSeq and is a predicted model, not a curated record. Gene Ontology annotation, molecular function: cyclin-dependent protein serine/threonine kinase regulator activity. NCBI's taxonomy places the organism in Eukaryota, Viridiplantae, Streptophyta, Magnoliopsida, Ericales, Ericaceae. The coding region runs from base 209 to 1792 and encodes 527 amino acids. Gene Ontology annotation, cellular component: nucleus; cytoplasm; cyclin-dependent protein kinase holoenzyme complex. The transcript is spliced from 12 exons. Gene Ontology annotation, biological process: regulation of cyclin-dependent protein serine/threonine kinase activity; mitotic cell cycle phase transition.
UUUUUUCCUUUUUUGAACUCCACACUAUCCCGCUCUCACGCUCCUGUUAUUUUCUCUCUCUAAAUCUCUCUCACAAGAAGAGCUCCCUGCAUGAUUGACCUUACCCACUUUUUGUAGAGGACUUUGAGCUCAGAGACAGAGUAAAGGUUUGAUGAGUCCAAUUUGUCUUUGAAAGCACCGCCUUGUUCCUUCACCAAGGCCUGUAACUAUGAAGAAAGGGAAUCUGGCUACUGCUAAUUUUGGAGAGCCGAUUCCUCGAAUAACACGAGCUCGAGCUGCUGCUUGUCAGCAAUCUGGAGGGAUUUACCCUUCAAAAGCAACAAAGAAACAGGAUGAAAACCGGUUUUCAACAAAGCAGCAGGAUCAAAAGCGCGUUCUACGGACAAAUUCAAAAAGAGCAGCCCUAGAUGAGGUGAACAACAGUGCUCCUGUUACUUCUGGUGUUCAGAACAAGAGGAGGGCAGUGCUUAAGGAUGUCACAAAUUCAAAAAGAGCAGCCCUAGAUGAGGUGAACAGCAGUGCUCCUGUUACUGCAGGUGUUCAGAACAAGAGAAGGGCAGUGCUUAAGGAUGUCACAAAUGUUUUCUGUGAUUCCUAUAGGAACUGCCUCAUGGCGCCAAAAGUUCCGAAAAACAAUAGCAAACAGACCAGAAAGGGCUCAGUGAAUGUUUCCAAGGUUGCUCCCUCUGUUGCAGUAGCAAUGCAGAAGCUCCCAGCUGAUUUAAAAUUGAAAGCAGCUCAAUUAUUUCUAAAUACAGAAGUUAAAUCCUCAGAAGGUGAAUGUCCAGUGGUGUGGGAAAGCAAAAUAACUUUGCAGAGAGGGAUUACUGUACAAGGGUGUUAUGACAAUCCUCAGACUGGGAAAGAAAACACGGUGCCUUCCCAAGCUCAAAAGUUUUCGAAGAGAGAUAAAGUUGGCCUUGGUGGGAAGUCGGAAUCUAUCAAUCCAGACAUUAUAGACAUUGAUUCUGACCACAAGGAGUCUCAAUUGUGCAGCCUCUACGCUCCUGAUAUCUACAGCAAUUUACAUGUUGCGGAGCUGAUGCGAAGGGCACAUACAAAUUUUAUGGAAGAAGUACAGCGAGAUAUCACUCAAAGCAUGAGGGGAAUUUUAAUUGAUUGGCUUGUCGAGGUAUCUGAGGAAUAUAAGUUAGCAGCUGACACACUAUAUCUCACAGUGCAUUUCAUUGACCUGUUUCUCUCUCAAAACUAUAUCGAAAGACAAAGACUACAACUGCUCGGCAUCACUUGCAUGUUGAUUGCCUCGAAGUAUGAAGAGAUCUGUGCUCCUCGUGUGGAGGAAUUUUGCUUUAUCACUGACAAUACUUACAAUCGAGAAGAGGUCCUCAAAAUGGAGAGUCAAGUUUUGAACUACUUGGCCUUUCAGCUUUCCUCACCCACUGCGAAAUCUUUCCUGAGGAGAUUCUUACGAGCAGCACAAGCUUCUUACAAGACCCCUAGUCUUGAACUGGAGUUUCUGGCCAAUUAUUUAGCAGAACUGACAUUGGUGGAAUAUGAGUUCUUGAAAUUCAUUCCUUCAAUAAUUGCUGCCUCAGCUGUAUUCCUAGCCCGAUGGACAUUAGAUCAGUCAAGCCACCCAUGGAAUGCAACACUCGAACACUACACGAAUUACAAGGCAUCAGAUUUAAAAACUGCAGUUCAGGCAUUGCAAUGUUUACAAUUGAAUACUGACGGUUGCCCUCUGAAUGCUAUUCGCUCGAAGUACAAGCAAGAUAAGUAUAAAUCUGUAGCAGCUUUGACUUCCCCGGAACUUCUUCAAACGCUUUUCUAAGGAGCAUCUUUAACUUCCCCGGAACUUCUUCAAACGCUUUUCUAUGGACAGAAUGGCUGAUGUUGCCAUAGCUACAAUGGAACGCUAACAGAAAGAUGACGACACCCAACAAGAUGAGAGUUUCCUCUUUAUUUUGGCCUCUCUUCCUUGAGGUUGCAUCUGAUGUCUUAUCCUAAAUCUUGUUUCUAUUUCUCUUCUCAGUCCAUAUCUAUUCUGUUCUUUUCUUUUCCUUUUCUAAUCUAUGUUCAUAAUUCUUUUGCAAAACAGUUGGGUUUGGUUCUUCCAAACAUGUCUUUGUAAGCUGAAGUCUAGAUGUAGAUGUCUAAGCCCCCCAAGUGGUGGAAGUUCUCUGUCUGCCAACUUGGUAGUCACCUGACAGGAAAAAAAAUUGGCUUUUGGUUGAUGUAAUUGACUGUAUAUUUUGCUUUGUUGCCAAGGGAUCACUGGAUUGACUGUUUUUAUCUCAA